GCAUUGGGGCAGGGAGGGUCCCAAUGGGAAGCAAUAUCCCAUUUCAUCCCCAGCAGGCUCAGUGCCUGCUGCAGGGCUUGGGGACAGCAUGGACAUCCGGAGGAGGGACAGGAAAGUGUGACCGGCAGCGUGCGAGAAGGGAAAGGCAGGAUCCACCCGGACAGCCCCAUAAAAACCUCCUGCAUCCGGGCCGAGGAGAUCACACAACAGGACUGCAGGCUUUGGGGACACACUGGUAGCCACCAUCGGGGCUGGGUGGCUUUGGCAGGUGGCUCUGCCCCAGGAAGGGGAGGAGGCUGCGGCACUCCCAGCCCGGUUGGCGGCCGCGAUGCUCCAGUCCCAGUUCAACCCGGCGGCCGUGCAGGCAGUGAGGGCAACCGGCUUGGCGAGGAGAUGGAGGAGGACAACAGGACGGAGCAGUGGCACCGCAGCCUCCAAGCAAUGCUGGAUGCCUUGAACCAAACCAUACACGGGGCCAUCCUCCGCCCCAGCACCCCUCACAAUGCCAGCACCCGUGCCAGCCGGGAUGAUAAUUCCUACCUGUACAUCCUCUUCGUCAUGACGCUCUUCGCAGCCACCGUGGGCAGCCUCAUCCUGGGCUACACCCGAUCCCGAAAGGUGGACAAGCGCAGCGAUCCGUACCACGUCUACAUCAAGAAUAGGGUCUCCAUGAUCUAAGCCCGGUGCCUCCUGUGGAAAGAACCCCACGGUGCCCAGCCCUGGUGUGAGGCAGGAGCACCGGUGUCACCUGCAGGCAGGUCCCGGUGCUACAGAACCACCACAGCUGGGGACGUGGGGGUGGUGGAGAUGGUUACUUUCCCACUGUUCUCAUGACUUACUGAGGCUGGCACAGGCUGUAAAGGAGGAAAAUUCCCUGCUCAGACCACCAGCAUCACGUCUGAAGCGCACUCUGCACUGCUUAGCGUGGGUUUUUCUGUGGCUAAAAGCUGUGAUUUCAGAGCCAGGCUGAACCCCGCGCUUCACUGGUGGGGAAUUAAAGGAGGUGGUGGUUCUUGAGAUGAGUUGCAUCUGCUUUUUCUCCACCUGGCUCUGGGCUGGUCAAAGAGCCACAGUUUGGGCAUCGUAGCCCCAUUCCAUGGCCUGGGGUGACAUCUCCAUUCUGCCAGUGUUGGGUGAACCAUGCAAGCCUGGUUGGACCCUGGGGGCUGCAGAGAUUUUCCUGCUUCCUUCCUACAGGGUGCUGCCGGCUGUAGCUUUGCCCUUUUGUACCUUAGCUGCCAAAUAUGUUUUUCCAAGGGGUGAGCACACAGUGGCAAAUGGGAAGGGGACAUGCUCAGGUCCUCCUGGGCUCUUUGGCUUUCUUUGUCCCUGCUGUGAAAGCAGCUCAGUUGGGGUUUGGUUAUGGCUUGGCCAGCGGCCAGGAGGAUGAAUGCCCUUGUUCCUGUCCUUGAGAUCAGGCUGCCUGCUGGGGACAACGCGGUGAGUUGGCCACAGUGUCCAUCGUGGUCCCUGGGAUGUCUUAAUCUUCUCAUAAUGGCAUAAUUAAUAUCUGUAAUUGCAGCCAGACUGGCUGCCUUUAAAGCAUUCACCAAGCCCUGACCCAAAACAUGGGACGUCAGUGUUUUGGAGAGGGCUGGCAACCUGGGCACAAUGGUGGCACUGACUCACCCAGCAGAUUUAGGAUUUGCUUUGCUUUCAGCCAUGCUCUGGGCAUAGAAACUGACACAGAGAUCUGGGAGGAGCCCUGGGGGGUCCCUGUUUUGGGGUCAGCUCUGGUUUCUAUGCCAGGUGAGCGGUGCAAAUGCCACUGUCAUGCACAACCCCUGGGAGGGGGCUCAGGAGGGUUUGUUGUGUUUGCAUUGCAGUUACAACGUUGGGAAAAGCAAACAAACCUGCUCUCUGCAAAUAAAGCAGGGGACAUACA
Messenger RNA from Lagopus muta (rock ptarmigan), 1885 nucleotides. RefSeq names its product potassium voltage-gated channel subfamily E regulatory subunit 3 (gene KCNE3). The transcript has 2 exons. Gene Ontology annotation, biological process: regulation of heart rate by cardiac conduction; regulation of ventricular cardiac muscle cell membrane repolarization; negative regulation of delayed rectifier potassium channel activity. NCBI's taxonomy places the organism in Eukaryota, Metazoa, Chordata, Aves, Galliformes, Phasianidae. Gene Ontology annotation, cellular component: membrane. The record is from RefSeq and is a predicted model, not a curated record. Gene Ontology annotation, molecular function: delayed rectifier potassium channel activity; transmembrane transporter binding; voltage-gated potassium channel activity involved in ventricular cardiac muscle cell action potential repolarization. Bases 394 to 678 code for a protein of 94 amino acids.